AUGCCUUCAAUUACUACAUAUCGUGGGACUUCAAGUGGGAAGGUACAGGAGAGCACAGCUACAUGGCCUGGCCCUCCUGAUGCCCACAAAGUGACAGUUCGCAUCACUCACUCCGGUAUUUGUGGUACAGACGAACAUUACAAGUCACAGGAUAUGGUUCUUGGUCAUGAGGGAGUCGGCAUAGUGGAAGCAAUUGGCGAUUCCGUGGUAAGCGUCAACAUCGGAGAUCGAGUUGGCUGGGGGUACUGCCAUGGUAGCUGCCUCAACUGCGACUCUUGCGAUAAGGGUGAAGAGCUGUACUGCGAAAAGCGAGAGCUCUAUGGCUUCUGCGACUUGGAUCAGGGCUCAUUCGCGACUCAUGCAACCUGGCACGAGCACUUCCUCUUCCGCAUUCCAGAAACUAUUCCCUCCGCCGAGGCGGCUCCUUUGAUGUGUGCGGGUGCGGCCGUUUAUUCCGCUCUACGCAGCGCAGGCGUGCAGUGGCACCAUCGCGUAGGUGUUCUUGGCCUCGGAGGACUGGGGCAUCUCGCUGUCCAAUACGCUGCUAAGAUGGGGUGCCAUGUUACUGUUUACUCACACUCUUCCGGCAAAGAAGCAGCAGCACGAAGUCUAGGAGCGUCAGAUUUCCAAGUCAUGGGAGACAAUUCUCUCCCAGGUCGUGCCGUCGACUGUAUGCUUCUCACCGGCGCUCAACAGCCAGAUUGGUCAGCAGUUCUGCCACUCGUCCGUCGAGGUGGAGUAAUUAGCGCUGUUACGGUUGAUUCGUCCGAGCUGAGAUGCUCAUAUGGAGAGAUUCUAAUGAACGCUCUCCGGAUUCAAGGAAGCCUGCCUGCUGCGCCACAUGUCCAACGCGAGAUGCUUAACUUUUCGGCGCUCCAUAAAAUAAAACCUAUUAUUGAGACUUUCCCAUUCAACAAGGAGGGCAUCGAUGAGGCGAUGGAGAAGCUUCGUCAGGGCAAGAUGCGAUAUCGAGGCGUUCUAGUGAGGGAAUCUUAG
This is a messenger RNA of Fusarium sp. VM40, 996 nucleotides long. The record is from the annotation of a GenBank genome assembly. Lineage: Eukaryota; Fungi; Ascomycota; Sordariomycetes; Hypocreales; Nectriaceae.